This is a messenger RNA of Calypte anna (Anna's hummingbird), 1278 nucleotides long. RefSeq names its product coiled-coil domain containing 83 (gene CCDC83). Lineage: Eukaryota; Metazoa; Chordata; Aves; Apodiformes; Trochilidae. Bases 1 to 1236 code for a protein of 411 amino acids. The transcript has 10 exons. The record is from RefSeq and is a predicted model, not a curated record.
AUGGAGGAGAAGAAGAAUGAAGAGAAACCAGAAGAGCAAUUUACAGAACCUGAGUCAGCUUUUCCAGAAUCUUUACUAGAAUUUCAAAUUGAGACAAAAGAAGCAGAAAUUGAUCGAGUUUUGAUUGACCUGAAACAAGUGGAAAAAAAGAACAAAGAAUAUCAUCAAAGAAAUGACCUCCUGAAGGAAACGCAGCAGGGACACAUUGGGCGUAUCCUAAAACAAACAGAAGAAGAGGAGAAAAAACAGGAUAAGAAGGAGGUUGUCACUAGGGAUGAUGUGGAAGAGUCACUGAAAGCAACGUGGCAGUAUGAAAAAGACAAAGAACAGCUUCUGAAAGAUGUGCAGUCCCAGAUUGAAGAAACUGAGCAAAGACUUUCAGUAAAGCAGGAUGAGAGGGAUUAUUGGUUGGAGUAUAAAAAUGUAGGAAGUAAAACACACUCCAGUAAAAUUAUGAAUCUGGAAGAAGACAUCAAAGGAGUCAAAGAUGACUUUCACAGGAAUGCAGAAUAUUAUAGAAAUACUUUGAAAGCAAUGAAAGAAGAAAAUGACCGCCAGGUUGAGAAUCACAUGAAGCUAACUAAGGAAAAGGCCCCUGAGAAUGCUGUAAGAUACUUAGACCAAAACAGUAUCAGAGAAAUUGAAGAGAAUCAAUGGCUAAAAGCAGAGAUUGAGAUGUACCGAAAGAAAAUAAGUGAUUUGAAAGCCUCUAUUGAGCUCCUGGAAGAAGAAAAUAUCAGUUUAGUGACAAAACUGAUUGAUAGCAAGCUUCAGGAUCUGAGACAGCCCAGGCCUUUGUUUCUUACCCAGGCAGCUGAGAUGCAAGGUAAAUUUCCUAAGGAUGAAAUCAAUGAAGUAGAGUUUAGUGAGUAUGCAAGGAAAGCAGAUGGAGAUGACAGCCUCAGAAGUGUCACAGUCCCCUGUCAAAAGAUUAAAGACUUUGCAAAGAUUCAGUCUAAAAGAGAGCCUCAAGCCAGGGACAAGGAGCUCUGGGAAAAGCCUUUUACUCCAACUCUUGAUAGGCUGUUAAAUGAAGAUAAAAAAGAUUUCCAGGAAUAUUUAAAACAGGGUCCUCUGGGGACAAGGCUCAUGUAUGUGGUUGGAAGAACCAUGCCUAUUCAUGAAGAAACAGAUGACAUGCCAAGCAGGAGGUAUGAAGACGAUGGUAGAUCAAACAGGCAUAUCACAGCUCGGAUGAUCAGGGCCUUAUGUGAAGAAAAGGUUGGUGAAACAUAGGCAAAGCUGUGCUGCUAACAUAGAAAUGUCACACUCCCAGUU